UGCCAGCCAGCCUCUAUGUUACUCCUCGACGCGUGGCUGCAGUCUGUGGAACCGUGCAUGCGAGCCCCCGCAAACCUGAGCUGCAGGGGUUUUUCAUUACCAGUGAAGUGGAUGUCUCCAAACGACUUGAUUUAAAUGUAGAUUUUUUUUUCCUUCAGUGAAUUAAAAAUUAACUACAUCAUCUAAAAGACAAGAAGCUGGCAGGUCAACUCCAUCUCUGCUGGCUCUGACCACACUGUUUUAGAGAUGUCAACCGAGCUCUGACGGGAAUCAGCCAGGUCUGAAGGCAAAAGCUUUUUUGCGGGAAGUGAAUCCUUACUAUACGGAAAAUUCUGUCUCCAGUUCCAGUUGGUGCUGCUUCAGGAAUAAAUGAUAACCUCAACCAGAAGAGUGUCUCCCGAUAAAUCUGAAGUUAGAAUCGCCUUCAGCCUUGAUGAUGCAUCAGGUGUUAAAGAUGUGGAGGAUCCUUCCCAGACCUUUCCUGAUCUUGAACAGCGCUUACAGCCAGUGCCACCAUGUGCGACUCUGAGGGAGAGUGUCCAGGUGUAUAAGGAACACUGCAGGAUGGCGAGGGAGUUUCACCAGGUCAAACAUGAGAUCGCUGUGCUUGAGGAGCGCAAACAAAAGCUGUUGGCGGAGCUAGUGGAGGAUGAGAAGGUGGCCGUCGAGAUUGCACGUUUGGAAGAGGAGUUUCGGCGUCUCACAGAGGAGAACCACACCUUGGUGACUGUCCAUAAAGAGUGCACUCAACAGCUGGAGAGGCUAUGCCUUACCGGUCGUAUGAGGCAAGACCCCUCGUGACCUCUGACCGCACAGCACCUGAGACCACCAAACAUCCGGCUGACAUCAGGCCUGCAACCAGAAAUAAAAGUUCCACUAAAACCCGCUUUACACAAUGUAUGAAUCAGCUAAUUACACAGAAACACUGAAGCUGGCUUUUAUUUGAGUCUGAGUCACUUGUUCAAACCACAGACGUACACUUAUCAUCAGUUUUCGGUUGUUAUGAUUGUUCUACCACCUGUUGACACAGUGCAACUAGGUACUGUUUUGGAUGUACAGCAUUCGGUCUUCCAGAAUAAGGACCAGCAGUUACGCAAGUUAACAAAAAGUUGUCAGUUCUUAAAUCUGUUUCAGGUUUUGUGGAAACUCUUGUGAAACCAGAGGUGGGGAGAUGUGGUCCAAAUGUUCUGAUCUAAACCUCUUUCCAGUCAAAAAGAUGAGUAAAAAAAACAUUUGGUUGCUUAUUUCAAUAUAUAUGCCCAAAAAUACAGCACUGAACAAGAUGUAUAUUUUUUGAGUGGUAGUAUGAAUCUAAAGAAGAGGAAUUAAAAAAAAACAGUUGCUUUUCUGUUGGAAAUCUUAAAAUAAAAGCAUUUUAUUUACACCAGCA
Molecule: messenger RNA, 1390 nt
Organism: Oryzias latipes (Japanese medaka)
Lineage: Eukaryota; Metazoa; Chordata; Actinopteri; Beloniformes; Adrianichthyidae
Gene: map3k7cl
Product: map3k7 C-terminal like
Cellular component (GO): cytosol; nucleus
Source: RefSeq, a predicted model, not a curated record